Molecule: messenger RNA, 186 nt
Organism: Racocetra persica
Lineage: Eukaryota; Fungi; Glomeromycota; Glomeromycetes; Diversisporales; Gigasporaceae
Source: the annotation of a GenBank genome assembly
AUGAAAACAGAAGGUACAAUAUCCACAACAACCAGAGGCACAGAAGGUACAAUAUCUACAGCAACCAGAGGCACAGAAGGUACAAUAUCUACAGCAACCGGAGGCACAGAAGGUACAAUAUCCACAGCAACCAGAGGCACGCUAGACAUGAUGUAUGGAAGGCGUUUCAGGAAAUAUUUGAAGAAA